AUGAUGGCCGCACCAGAGAAGAUGGAGAUGAAGGUGAGUACCAAGAAAGACCUGGGAUUUUUCCUGCGCGCCGCGCGGGUCUUCCUGCAGGGUGCCGAGGCCAAAGAGGGCAAGCCCGCCAGAGCACCCGUGGAUGAGCUUCAGGUCUCAGGUCUUGGUGAAGCCAUCAAGGUGGCCGUGACCUUGUGUGGACGACUGGAAGCCGAAGGCCUUGCAGUUAUCGAUGCGGUGGGGCGACCCGAGACGGCCGGUGGGGCCGUUUUAAGGGUGGCCGGUGGUGGUUGGUUGGUGGCCAAAUUUGAGAUGCCGGUGGUUGGUUGCAUUUGGUCCUGGCGCUCCGCUUUUUCGGAGCGGAGUUCGAUGCCCCCAAGGGGCAAAGCUAAGGCCAAGGCUGCCGCCGGCAGCGGAGUAGAUGCGGCGCGAACCCUGCGGGAGAAACCGGAACCGGCGAAGCCGAAGGUAGAGAAGUUCUACCGCGAGGUUGAAGGGAUUCCUUGGAGUGUCAAACUAGGCGUCCCUUUGAGUUGUGAAGCGCGGGGCUGUGAGAUCCACGACUGCGCGGAGCGCGCUGUAACAUUGGAGCAGUUGACGGAACUGGCGGCGUAUGUGCAAGAAGUGGGUCAGGCAUCAUUGCUGACGGAUCGUGAUGGAUCAACUGUCACCAGUGACGCUGUGAAUCUCUAUGUGAUCAACGAUUUGCUUGUGAAACCCUUGACGUUUCCAUUCAAAUGCUCGUGGGUGGAAUUGGUGGCCCCCGCUCCGCAGUUACCAAGAUGGUUUGUGAGCCACUGGUGGGGCACACCCUUCCCGCAGACCUGUUCCUUGCUCCAGUUCCACACGCAGCAGAGAAAUCUGGCAGAUUCGCCUUAUUGGAUUUGCACCUUCGCCAACAAUCAACACGACCUCAGCGGUCUCUCUGGACAGCUGCGUGACACGCCCUUCGUCAAGGCCAUCCUCAGUCCCAGGUGUGAAGGAACGGUGGCACUCUUGGAUUCCAACGUCACCACCUUUGAUAGGAUUUGGUGCGUGCUGGAGAACUUUGUCAGCACUGUUUGGGCACGAGAGGAGGAAGCUCACUUCUACGACAUUGCAUGUUGGCUGCCCGAGAAUUCCGCGUUGCACGGUGGUAAACCGGUACCUGCCAAGCCCACGUUGCGCAUGGACAGCGGCGAAGGUGUACACGAAAGCGUUGCAGAUGAAGCGACUGGCGGAGCCUUUCCCUUGCGCGUUGCGGUGAAGGGAGUGACCGUGGACAUCAGUAGGGCCAAGGCUUCCCGGGAAGACGACAAGCGGAAGAUUCUGCACCUCAUUGCGGGUACACCGGAGGAGGACUGGUCGCAGCCUCCGCCCAGCGAGUGUGAUGCAUUCACCUCCAUGAACAGCGGUGUGCGGCGGAUGUUUGCAGCGGGGGCGCUGUACAAAGCAGCAUUGCACAGUGACAUCUCGGUACCUGGGAUCCGAAUCUCCAAGGAUCUCACCAAGCUUCUGGCCGAAUUUCCAGAGGCCAAGGAUGAAGGCAUCAGCGAUGGUGCCGGUCCAGUCUAUGCAGCUGCGAUGAAGAACAACGUGGAAGCGUUAAAACUUCUUCUGGAGGCUCGAGUUCAAGUGGACAAAGCGAAACGCGAUGGCGCCACGGCUGUCUUUAUCGCCACACAGUUUGGAAGCACUGACGCCUUGAAAUUGCUUCUGGCUGCGGACGCCAAUCCAAACCUGGCACGUCAAGAAGACGGUGUGGCGCCCGCGUACAUGGCGGUGCAAAACGCUCGCAUGAAGGAGCUGGCGAUGUUGCUUGAAGCCAGAGCCGACCUUAAUCAGUUGACGACCAAAGGAGCAGCUCCGUUGCAUUUGGCCGUGCAGAUGGAGAAAGCUGAUGCGGUAAAGCUUCUGUUGCAGUACAAGGCCGACCCGAAUCUCGAGACGGAACAAGGCAAUCGACCUCUGUCCUUGGUCAAAAGUAGCAACUCGGAGUCCAGGAAUCUCCCUGGAAAAAACGUAGGCAAUCGAUGCUGUUCCUACAAAAAGGGUCCCACCAGUUAA
Molecule: messenger RNA, 2037 nt
Organism: Cladocopium goreaui
Lineage: Eukaryota; Dinophyceae; Suessiales; Symbiodiniaceae
Source: the annotation of a GenBank genome assembly